AUGUCUCGUGCACGUACUUCAGACGAAAUUUGGUGGGCAAGGAUUUUAGAUAUAUUUGACGAAUUUUUACAUAAUUAUCCAAAAUUACCAAAAAAGCCGUUAGCAGAAAGCAGGUGGUUACAUUAUAAGCCUGGUGGAAGUGGGGCUCAUAUAUCUCCUGAUGUUGCUGUAUAUCCAGAUACAGCGUUUGUUCCAAGACCUUCCGCUUCCACAAUAAUACCUCGUCCUCCCAGUGAUGUAGAUGGAAAUCCACAUGCUCGAAUAAUUUGCGAGGUAGCUGUAGGUCAAAGUGUUGGUCGUUUGAGACAACAGUGCUUGACUUGGAUGCAAGAACAAUACGUCCGUGCUGUCGUCAGUAUCAAGAUUUUAGAGCCAAGACCAGGGAUUCAAGAACCUGUAACCGGAUAUUUCUAUAGAACAAUGACGGCUAAAUUGUACCGUCAAGGAAUGGCGGCACAACGAUGGGACUUUGGAAAUUUUAAAAAACAUUCAAGGGAUCCCGUCAACGAUCCGGCUUGUUGCAACGCGCCGAACUUAUUAGCUUUUCAGAUCACAAUUCCCAUAA
Acaulospora colombiana is the source of this 565-nucleotide messenger RNA. Lineage: Eukaryota; Fungi; Glomeromycota; Glomeromycetes; Diversisporales; Acaulosporaceae. The record is from the annotation of a GenBank genome assembly.